Strongylocentrotus purpuratus (purple sea urchin) is the source of this 2942-nucleotide messenger RNA. RefSeq names its product calcium-binding protein SPEC 2D. NCBI's taxonomy places the organism in Eukaryota, Metazoa, Echinodermata, Echinoidea, Camarodonta, Strongylocentrotidae. Bases 146 to 595 code for a protein of 149 amino acids. The transcript has 6 exons. The record is from RefSeq and is a predicted model, not a curated record. Gene Ontology annotation, molecular function: calcium ion binding; enzyme regulator activity.
AUUUCUGUAUAAUGCUCUUUGUCAUCACUACACCCUUGCCACUCCUUGAAAGCAAGUCGACCAGAAGAGAGGUAUAGGUACCCGAGAUCCAGAGACAUUUUGCUUUCUAUCUUCAAUUCUGUCGGAUCUAUCCCAAUUUCUAAAGAUGGCAGCCCAAUUACUUUUAACCGAAGAGGAGAAAGCAGAAUACAAGGCAAAAUUCGACAAAUUUGACGAGAAUGGCGAUGGCACCAUCCCUACUAGGAUGUUGAAGUUUGCGAUGACAGCAAUGGGUCAUGACCUUACUGAGGCUGAGCUUGAAAAUUAUGUAGCUAAAGGUAACGAAACUACUACAUAUUCUGAGCUUUUGACGAUGAUAGAAGUUAAGGUGAAGCUAGCCGGAGUUUACAAAAUAUACAGUGAAGCUUUCCUCGCCGUGGACAAGGAUGGCAGCAACCGUCUCUGUGCUGACGAGCUGCGUCAAGCGAUGUUCACCGUUGAUCCGUCGAUGACGGAGGAGGAUAUCAAUGCAAUGAUCGAGAAAUUCGACUUUAAUGAAGACGGUAAACUCAACCUUUUAGAAUUCAUGCAGUUGAUAAUUCAUUAUACUCGGUGAAGAUGAUGAACGCUAUCCUCUACUUCAACAGCGACAACUUGUCCUUUUUGUCCUUCUUGAGGACACUUCGGGAAAGGACAAUAUAAUCGUCUCGUAUCAGAUUUCAUUAUGUUCCGGUAAUUUUGUUUGAGCUGUCACUUUUUGUUUUGUAUAGUUUGUCUUUUUUUCAAAGAUUGGUUCGAAUUUCCCUUCACUUUAUUUCUUUACAUUUUUUUCAUUAUACCCAGGGUGCCUUUAUAAUGUUUGUGUACUCCUUCCAAAAAUAAAUGUUGUAUUUUUUUUCUUCUUCUGAAAGCCAACUAUUAGUAUUUCAUUAUAUGAUACCUUUGACAUCAUGAUUUUUGUAUUUGUUUUUUAUUUUUAUCAUAGUCAUCGUGAUUGUGGUUAGGAUGGAGGUCGACUAACACCAAAGAAUAUCCAUGUCCGAAAAGUGACAUGGUACACAAGGGAGAAGAGGAAUUUUAACUUUCUUAAUUCUUGAUAGGCGGUAAAAGCACUUAUCUUAAUUUACUUUAAUGGUAUUUCAUGUGGAGGUGUCGUAGGUCAUUCCAAGGAGUUUUGAGAGCUGGAGACCCAACUGGCAACACAUUAUUCCAAGCAGCUGCCGUUUUCUAUGGUUGCACAAUAGAAUCUACAGGCGUGCUGUCACCUUUGAUGUCCGAGGUUCGAAGCCGCCAAUAUCAUUGGAAAGCUUGAGUAGUGAUUUUGUUCACAAAGAAAUAUCCUUAAUAUUUCACUUUUUUAUUUGAACUAACAAGGGGAAAAUCAAACAGAUGAUAAAAUAUGUAUUGAAAAGCCAAAUUGUGUCAAGAAAUGUGCUUACAUUGUAUGAUAGCAGCUUUAAUUUGUGAAAAAUAGUGAAAUGCAACAGUCCUAAAACUUGCAAUUUGACACUUUUCCGAUAACUUCCGGCUCACGAACAAAAAAAAGUGAAUUUGCUCAUGUACAGUUCUUUAUGAUGUUAUAUGUCAGAAUAGUGCCCGCACAUGCCCAGUCGAAUAAUUUUGAUUAAUAUUUCUGGAAAUGUUACUCCAUUUCCUUUCGCUUGCCUCCUGUAAAGGUAAGCACUGUGUUCUGCUCGUAUUAUCAGACGAGUGGUAGCGAAAAGUAGUUAUCAUUACAAAAGCAUCUUUCCCUUUGAAAGUGGUCCGUUAGUUUGCAGCUAGGCAGGAAUCUUUUGUCUACGUAUCUGCAAGGAAGAUCUAGUUAAGCACAUGCCUGGCAUAUUUCCUCGUGGCGGCAUCGAAGAUGGUACAAAGGGAAUGAGUUAGAUAAGACUCCAUCUCUUAAAGCGUCUUGGUCAUUCAAUACGCCAUUUUCGUAAUGUAACCAAAUAUGAUUCAUAAGUCUUUGUGAAGUGCCUCAAUACAAAUUAUUUCGUUCACCUGCUAGGAAUAAUAGUAUUUCAAUAGUCAGAGCAGGGACUUGUUAGUAUCCCAAGUCCCUGGUCAGAGUGCAACUGCAUAUAUUAAGUGUUGCUAGGUAGGUCAAGCCAUAAUGUUUGUCCAACCUACCAACAACGUUUGUAUGCAGUUCGGAUUCUGUCUAUUGAAAUACUAUUAUUCUUAUCAGGCGAAUGAAAUAAUUUGUGUUGAGGCACCUCACAAAGAUUUAUGCAUCAUUUUGGUUACAUUACGAAAAUGGCCUAUUGACUCAUUGAGUUAAACUGACUGGUGUAUUGAGCAUACUGUAAACGGCAGCACGAGGGCUGAAUUACAUUCAUUUUGCAACACAUAGCAAUGUUUAAACAAAUAUUACAUAACGUUUGCGAGAAAACAUUCAAAAGAAAAAUAAAUAGGAUAAAAUAUUAUGACCAAAGAAAACCUCUUAAUCUGGACAUCUAGGAAGAUCUAGGAAUAAAGCGAUUCAUCUGUAUUACUUUAAAUAAUUAUAAUUUAUUUGUUUUGUUCAUGUAUAUGUAUUAUGUUUGUUUAUACGAUGACAAAACCACGCCAAACCAAUCCAAGGCUUGAACGACAGCAACGUCCUUUAAAAAGGCAUUAAUCCAACAUUUGCCACUCUCCACCCAGGUGUAAAUGGGUACCUGGCAAAUAAUAUUGAUGGGGUAAUAAUAAUUGCAGGGCCCGCGGGAGCAGCAGUAUCAGUAAUGAUAUUGCUACCCGUGGUUCACAAAAUUAUCAUUAUUAUUAUUAUUGUUAUUAUUAUAUGGCGAUAUCACUUACAGUAAAGUGGAGAAAAUGGGUAUAUGUAAACAAUUGUGUAUUUUAGUUUGGUGCAAUUUAUAAUCAUGCAAUGUUCACUAAAUAAAACUCUGCUAAGUAAUACUCUGUCUUUGAAAAACAAUUUUAUAGUAGUUUGUGGAAAUAAACACCCUUAAUUCAUGAAA